Messenger RNA from Mus musculus (house mouse), 17580 nucleotides. RefSeq names its product zinc finger protein 516 (gene Zfp516). NCBI's taxonomy places the organism in Eukaryota, Metazoa, Chordata, Mammalia, Rodentia, Muridae. Gene Ontology annotation, cellular component: nucleus. The coding region runs from base 10168 to 13641 and encodes 1157 amino acids. The transcript is spliced from 6 exons. Gene Ontology annotation, biological process: regulation of transcription by RNA polymerase II. The record is from RefSeq and is a predicted model, not a curated record.
CAGUUUGCUCUUUCUAACUCUAUGAAGAAUUGAGUUGGAGGGUCAUAAUUAUUUUAAGGGUGAUGUGUGGGCUGACUGGGGUGCAGAUGUUUAUUUUGACAGGUCUGAGUUGAGAUGCAGGAUGUCACCAAGCUUUCUGUGACCGAAGCCUAUCCCAGCCGUGUGUUUAAACCAGCUCGUGACACAUGGUACUGGCUAUCGUCUCUUGUGUAUUUUAGAUGCUGCUUUUGGGGGGUGGGGUGGAGGUUCAGGUGGUAUGCAGAGGGAGGAAGGAGGGUCCUUGGCCUGGUUUAGACCUUGUCUGGGGUGGAGCUCCACAGCCUCCAUUAGCCUCUGUGGAAAUGCCUGUUGGAUCUCAUGGUGACCUGCAGGUGACAACUUGCCUCUGUCCUCUGCUGCUGAAUCAUGGGCUGCAAGGGAGUGCUGGCAUUGGCUGGUAGCCCACGUAGACCAGGGCUGUAAGCUUUGGGGUCCGUUUUCUCAUGUUGCUUUUGAAUUCUGCUCAUGCAAAAUGUUCCUUGUCCUACAAGUAAGAUCACGUCAAGUGAAGAUGUUGUAGGUGACCAGGCCUCCCCACCAGGCUCUCCUCUCACAGCUCUCACAGAUCUCAUUAAGCUGGGCAUCUGAAUGGUCUGCGCAGCCCUCCUGGCUCGAACACAUACCAGCUUCUGACCUCCGCAGUCUCUUUGGUACUGUGUGACUAGGGGAAACUGUCAUAAUCCCCAGUUACAUGAAAAGAUGGUGCCACUAAUGGCGGUUGUGUUGCUACAGACAAACUCCUGGCUGCCUUGGUCAUGGAGUCCCUGGGGCGUUUGCCAGUGGAGGAUUAAGGAGUCUUGUUUGGUGUGUCUCGGAUCAGCCCAUCGCUUCCUUUAAAGGAGAGGAUUUGACAGUGAUACAGCAUGGGUCCUGCCGUGGGGGACAGGAACCCCUUUCAGUGAUGGGCUCCUGUCAGUGGUCCUCAGCCACAUCAGCCCGUCUACUUUCCUUUCAUAAGCCGUAGGGCCCGCCCAGACGAGAGAAGGAUGCGGGAGAAGGUAGCUGUAACUUUGUCCUGAUUUAUACUUGAGCUCCUGUGCCCGCUGACCCAUGGUCUCCUGCUUCUACGCUGUGAGUCUGGGGUCUGCAAGCUGUGUGGCUGUAGCUUGCUUGGUUGAUGACCACAGUGGUGAUUGAGUAGAUUCAGAUCACGUCCAUUUGUGGGGCCCAGACACAGCCCCAAGGGACACUUCCAGACUGUCCACUCUGAGUGUUGUCAUCUAAACUAGGCUCAAACCCCAGCAGACAAGGUCCUUGUGUUGUGUGUGGAGUCCUGGGCACAGUUGGUGACGGCAGUAAGGUGGAGUUUCACUUCUGGAAACAUGGUGCGUUUAGCCUCUUGCUGGGUUCUAUAGGCACGUGAAUGGUUGGGUCAAUUCAAACUGCAAGCUUAUCAUAGGGUGUCGCAGACGCAGUGUUCACUUGCGAGCGAGUGUGUUCUUGGCUUCCACCAUUACGUCAGCAGUGGUGGAAUGAUGAGGUUGCAGAGAUUCGGACGUGGGGAUGGGCGUGGGCAGUGAGAACCUUCUGCAGAAUUUCCGUAAAGUCCUCUGCAGAAGAGACCCACCCAACGGAUGCUGACAGCUCAUUCCGCCUUCCAUUGGCUGACUUUGUUACCUGUUGCUGGUGUGUGCUAUUGGGAGGCUCACCUCUAUCAUAAAGUCUGUCUCAGGGCUGCAGCUGUCCCCUGGACCAUUCAAAAUCGUAAUGGGAACCAUUGCUAUCCAAGAAAAAUCCUUGCUUACCAUUCUGAUUCCCAUUUUCUCUUGUGUGUAAGUGUUGUGGAGGCCUCUUAGAAGGGCCGCAGCUCUUUGCAGUGGGUACCACGAAAACAUGGCUGCUGGUCCAUUUGACAGAAGGUUCCUCAGGACAGGAGAAGGUAGUUUGUUCUGAACAUGUUUUGCUGAUUGUGAGGAAAUUUUACCCAUCAGAGUAAAACUGUGUAUGCACAUUGACCAUGCUUGCUAAGAAUCCACACAUUGGGUUGAGCAACAGCAGGACUGCCCUGGCUACAAUGAAGGCCCCCUACUCCCUCCUGGUGGCCUGAAUCUCUUUCUGGGAAGGGAAGAGAAACUCUUAGGGAAAUUUGGACUCUGGGUAAGAGCCUCGCGAUGCUCAGGAAAGCAGUGUAUCUACUGUCACAGAUGUGAAGCCAGAACACAUUCAGAGCUAUCUAUUGAGGGACAGAACUGACCAUCUCAGAAUCGGGACCAGAGGCAGCAGCUUGGGAGGGUGUUAGGAUGUACCAGCAUCGUCUGAAGGCCACACCACAGGAGCUGCUGAGCAGAUCCACUCGCAGGAAUGAAAGUCUUUUUACCUUCUUGUGACAUGCUUAGGUUAUUCUCACACACCAACAUGUGACAUGUGCACACUUAAAAUGCAGACAAUGUUAUAGAUGCCUGCAAACAUGUUCUGUGGCUUCACAUGUCUGUCCACUGGCAGGAGCAUGUGUGCGCAGUUACAUGUUCACAGCCUUUCUUCACAAUGCUGCUUUGACGGGCUGUUGAUGGGUCUCCAGUCUCUGUUCUCUGGGGUACUAGGCCCUGCUCCCUUCUGGGUUAUUCUGGGGGGGGUGUAGUUCCCUAUGGACCCCCCUUGGUAAGAGCCCCACACAAGAAGCAGCUUGCCCCUUAGCUUGCUGUUUGAAAGGUCUCUUUUCAGAGUGGCUUUUCUCUAAGGACUUGGUACUUCAGCAAGAGCAGCUGCUAGUGGCACUUACAUUGGGAGGGCCUUGACCUUCACACAUUUAGCCUGUGCACAUGAGAGUGUUUGUGGCAUGGACGCAGUGAGGACCGGCAAGCUGUCGAGGGAACUGGUGGCUUCCCAGUGUGUGCCUGGGAAGCCAGUUUGAAGUAUGGAGACAACUUUUCUAGAUUCCAACUUUGGAUUGUGUUUUGGGAAAGGAUGUCUGUCUGUCUGUCUGUCUCUGUCUCUCUGUGCAUGUGUGUGUGCUUGCUCACAUAUGUGAGCCCAUGAGGCCAGAGGCUAAUUUUGAUGUCUUUCUCAAUUGUUCUUUAUCUUGCUUUUUGGAAACAGGUCUGUUGUAACACUAGAGCUCACCAAUCUGGCCAGGCUCUGUGUUCAGCAAGAUCCAGUCAUCCUCCUGUCUCUAUCUGCCCACUGGGACUAUAGAUGCGCACUACCAAGCCCAGCAGCGUUGUUCACAGGGAUGCUGGCAGUCUGAACUCGGGUCCUCAUGCUUGUGUGGCAAGCCCUUUGCUGACCUGACCACGGCCUUAGCCCUUGGUUCUGCUUUUGAAAGACACAGUCUCACUUUGUCUGCAGUUUCCCUUUUGAGAUCUGAGCGCUGAUUUAGGAAACUAACCUGACCGUGUGAGCAUGUGGUUUGCACGCCUGAGGUGGAGAUGUCCAGUGAGGGAGGAGAGAGUGAGGAAUGCAGUUUCCUGUCAAGAACUUUCUAGAAGGAAUGAGAAAUGCAGUUUCCUGUCAAGACUUCCUAGACAGAAUGAGGAAUGCUGUUUCCUGUCAAGACUUUGUAGAGGGGAGAUUCUUGUACACCAGAGCCACGUUCUAUUCUCUGUGCUGUAUAUGCGCAGUGACAUGCCAGCUCACAUGGGGGUUCUUGCAGACCUUUGUCUGCUGUGUGUGUUCACACUUACAGACUGCCCACUCUGGCGUUCUGUCACUUUGAUCCACAGCUGGAGACCUGUGGCUUCCCUUUCUGUGCUUUCCCUAUGGUAGACAGCGGGCAGCCCAAGCCCGCUUCACUCUCUGAUAGACUCAGGUUUAGUGCAGCAAAGUGAUUUUUGCAAAACAAAAUAAACCCAGCAGGAAAUAAAACAGGAAACAAAAACCCGUGCCUCAAGGAGCUGAAGGGGUCUGCAACCCUAUAGGUGGAACAACAAUAUGAACUAACCAGUACCCCUCGGAGCUCGUGUCUCUAGCUGCAUAUGUAGCAGAAGAUGGCCUAGUCAGCCAUCAUUGGGAAGAGAAGCCCCUUGGUCUUGUAAACUUUAUAUGCCUCAGUACAGGGGAACUCCAGGGCCAAGAAUUGGGAGUGGAUGGGUAGGGGAGCAGGAAGGGAGGAGGGUAUAGGGGACUUUCAGGAAAGCAUUUGAAAUGUAAAUGAAGAAAAUACCUAAUAAAAAAUUGGGAAAAACAAACAAACAAACAAACAAACAACAACAACAACAAAAAACCUGUGCCUUGCUAUGUUUGGGCAGGAGGGGCUUGACAGAGCACCCGUGUUAGACACUGAACUCACAUCCCCAGACUCUACAGUGAAUCGAGCGUCUCUUGGCUUGUUCAUGUACAGAUGUGUGCUCUGUGUUUGAGCAUCUCUUUACAGAUCGGACUGGUUCAACCUCCUGGAGACAGGCCUGCACAUUCUCCCAGGAGCCUGGGCAGGGUUGAGAGUGUCCAGGCAGAGGUGACUGUCCGCUUGGUGCUUCCAGUUUAUUACAGAGUCAUGUGUGGCAGCUCGUACUGAUACUCGCUUCGGCAGACACUGGGAGCUGGGGUCUUUUAGUUUUCAGUGCCCGUUGUCUACAGAGAUGACAUACGCAAAUCAUCUCUCUCAUAGACAAGUGGCCUUGUUCACUGGUGAGCUCGGAUGACUUCCUGUUACUAGUUAUGUUUGUUUUCAUAAAAUCCCCAUGUAAGUGAUAUUCAUGAACCACACAGAAUCAUGACUGCGAACAGGCAUGGCCUCCUGGGUCUUCAGCUCCCACAUCCUCUCCUAUCAGCUGCCUGUUGAGUGUGGCAGAGGCCGGGUAGCCCCACCCUCGGGCCCCACCUUGCUGAAUGUAGGAUGCAUGUGUUUAAUCUCUGCCUGUAUCCCAGCAGCACCUUGCACAUCUGCUCACAACAUUUGCAUUGGACAGAUUAGACAAGAGGAAUCCAGGCCUGCAUGGGUUUCUGUGUACAGGUGGUCGGGUGGGGGGUCAGGCGAAGGAAAAGAGUGAGGGGAAUGGUGGUGACAAUGGAUGUGUGCACCAUUAAAUGGCAUCAUACAGUAGAUGUGUACACCAUUGGAUGAUGUCAUACAGUAGGUGUGUGCAACAUUAAAUGACAUAUACUCACAGCAGUCCUGACCUUGUCAUGGUGAAGGAACUGUCCUUAUACAGUCACAUGGCUAGGGUGACAUGGUCUUUGGAUUCUUGGGAAAUGCUCACAAGCAACUGGUGUGAUUGGCGUGAGCCAGUUAAGAUACACUAUCUAACCUUCCAUAUGUCAGGUCCUGCUGAGUCAUAUGAAAGUAUGUCAUUUAAUGGCUGCAGAGCGGAGCUCAGCACCUGAAAUCUAAAACCAUAGUUUCUAGUCUUACAUUUACUUUACCAAGGAGCUGAAGCUGGGGAGGUGCCUUCCACGAGCACACACCUAUCUUUGCAGGUCAUUCUGUGUACAACCUCACAUUAAGUUCAGUGGCUAGAGAACACAACAACAACAGAGCCACACAGAGAGGGACAUUCAGUGUGCUGAAUCUUUUGGUUUGUGACAAGCAAAGUCUAGGUGGCUUUCAUCCUCGAAGCUAGAACUUGCUGCAGCGUGCCAGUAAACACAUAUGAAGGUGUAUUUUUAGACAGGGAAAGCAGGGUAAAUCCCACAAAAUGUGACAUCAUGUUCUCCUUAGGAAUCAGUCUUUGUAAACAUUCUCUGAUGGAUCUCCCUCUAGUAGGGCUCUGGCUGCUUUGCAGAAGGGCAGUGCAUGUUAGUGAACUGGGUCAUGUUAUUGCCACUCUUGGCAGCUACCAAUCUGGAAUAUUUAAACGGGCGUAGUAUUUACAGUAUGUGUAUAGUUAAGCAUUUUGAGAGAUCGGUCCUUUUGUGACUUCAGGGUAUAUUGGUUGGUGUUUGUAUAAUAGCAAACAAGAGCUUUAGACCUGGUAAAAUGCACUUUUCACCUGUUGUACAACUCAAUUCAGAGCAUUGUUUGCAUAGAUGUGUAAGCUCUUACUGAGGUUUUAGUAAACAGGUUACUGGAGGGUUUAUUUCUCUCCCGAGAAAUGGGUGAUGAAGGGAUUUGGGGCUGUCUUGUGUGCACUGGUCUGCCUCCUAGGUGAUGGUUAACAGCCCAGCAGCUUGCUGGGGACAGUUAUCUGCUCUGUGCUUCAGCGGUCCUCUCAGUAACGUGCUGGUGACUUGGAUGCUGUUUCACAAAAAAGCAGAGGACAGAGAUAACGUCAGCCCGAUCGUAUCAGCCUCUGCAGCUUGUGUUUUCCAUGGGGAGAGGGCUGGGUGUUAGGUGAGAGACUGGAACUAGGGCAGAGCUUGGAGUCAGGCAAGUUUCUGUUGCUUGGGGUGACUGACAUAGUUCUUUGGAGAAUCAGGACUGAUAGGAAAGGUGUUUUUUCUCUGAGGCUGGUUGUUUUUAAUGCUGUCAAUUUCUCAAAGAAUUUGAAAAAAUGUUUAUUUUACACACCAGGGUGGGGAGGGUUCUGUUGUGAGUCAGGCUCUGUGAGAGUUCUUGGCCACUUUUAACCUAGGCUGUUCCUGAAGUUCAGUGAAGGCUUCCUAAUUCACAUAGAUUUUGAAAGUAGAGAUUUAUGAAUUUUCAAGGUUUUUUUUUUUUUUUUUUUUUUUUUUCUGGUGUCACAUCCCUUCAGUUUUCUGCAUUUCUGAGCUAUUUGCAAUCUUGGUCUUCAUGGUGAUGGGGGCGGGGGGGGGGUGCCUGCAUCUGAUCUACCGGCUGGUGUCACAAUAGCAGGGGAGCCCAACGAUCUUAGGGACACUGUUGAACCGUCCUUUGCAACAGCAGACUCCAUCCAGGCUUCCCAGAUGUAGGAGGGUGGUUUCUCUGAGCCUGGAAGUGGGGCUCUUCAUGGAAACCUUUAAAAGCUGGGAGCUGCUUCAGGAAUCUGGGUCUACUGUCAAGCCCUAGCCCGUCUCUGAAUGGACUUGGAGGGGCAGACACACAUGCGCUUAUCUGGAGAGCCCCGCGGAGCAGCCUGGCGCCUCCCGGACUGAUUGUGUUAGCUUUGUCAUAUUUACUUUCCUGGUGACAAGUCACUGAUAGAAGACUCAGAAAAUAGUAAAUAGUGAGCCACCACUCGCAGUAAGGCUUUCAUUUCAGGGCAGGGACAGGCAGGUAGGUGCACAUAAUGGAUGCUCUUGCACUUUGACUCAAAACCCCAACCCUGUAUUGGAUUCAAGUCUGUUACUGUCCCAGUAGGUAGUUAAUAACUAGGGAAGAAAGCGCCCACCUUCGUUCACUUUUGAGCUUCUCUGAGUGUAACCUUGGUUCCUAGGCUGUGAGCAUGUUUUCAUAGUAAGGGGAAAGGCACAGAGGUUUCUUGCCCUGCACUCCCUUGUUCUGACUUUGUUUACUUUGGAAGAUAGAGUCCCACUUAGACCUUGAAUGUUUUCCUGUGAUUGCAUGAGGUAUCCACUGCUCAGCCUGAGGUGCAGAAAGAAAGGGCUUGCUGGAAAGACCACAGUUUCCUAGAAAGUCGUGUGGCUGCUUCCCUGUGUCUGGGUGCUGAUGUGACAGUACUCACACCAGUUUAUGUGGGGCUUGCUAGAAUUUAAAGGGAGAGCUUGUUUAAGACAACUGAAUUCUGCCUUCUUCAUCCCUCUGCCUCCCUUCCCAAGGGAAGCAUGGCUGAGCCCACUUUCAGAAACACCAUGGCUCCUUUUCUCUGAUGCUCCCAGGCCAGGGUUGCCCAGGGCACUGCCCCUUUCUGCGGUUGACUGUGGGUCUGUGUCUUGUCUCCUGCGAGUGGAGGAGGGCUCUCAGGAAAGCGGUGCGUGCAUUCAGGUCUUGCUGUUGGAGUGGAAAGGAUUCUUGAUGGUCUGAGAACACAGGAGACGGCAGGCCCAGCCCUGUGGCUUGCACACUCCACAGCAGUGAAUGUAUUCCUUCACGGACCUCCAAGGGACCCUCGUCUGGGGACACUGAGCCACAGUUGUCCAUCUUGUGCAGAGUGGCUUGUGAGGAGAGGGCCUCUUCAUUGUUGUUAGGACAUCCCCCAUUUGUUCAGAUAAUAUGUGUUUUGUCUACAGAAGUCAGAUAAGCUUGCCCAAGAUGUUAAUGAUGUAUUUUAAUUCAUGGCUCAUAAUUCUGCAGUGUGCCUUGCGAGGCCCUUCCAUUGUCUCCAGGAGAACAAGCUCACAGUGUCCUGCAGUCCAGACCGGCAGCUCCCACAUAGCCUGUGGGGUGUGCUGGGCCCUGCACCCACUGCAGUUCCUGCCCACGUCAUGCUGAGCAGAGCAGAGCCCCUGCUUCUGUGUGAUUUGUGUCCCAGGGCCUCUGUGCCUCUGCCUCUGUAGACAGGCUUGUUCUUUAGCCUGCUUUCUAGCUUGAGCUGGUGGGACAGUGCCCUGGCCCUCUGGGCCUCCUGACCCCCAGUAGGCCAUGAUCCUGGUCCUUUCCCUCUGUUCACAGAGGAGGGAACACAUAGCCACAUUCCCACAGAAGGCCUCUAGCCCUAGCAGCCACCAGGCUCCUUUACAAACCCAUUUCUGUCUGGAAGAGGCUUCAAAACGGCAUAGACACAGACAAGCCACCUGGUCUUAGGGAAGCCAGAGCAGUGUAAAACUAAACAGAGUUAAUGAGUGAGUCGGAACUGAGCAAUCCCUGGACCAGUCAGAGCUUUGAAGGCAGCAGACAGCUGACACCACUGUCAGAUGCAGUGGUGGCUCUGUCCUUUCCCCAGCAGGUCAGAUGGAUCCUGGUUCCCUCUCCCCACCUCCCAGCAGGUCAGAUGGAGUCCUAGCCCUACCACUCAGGUCAGAGGGCAUCUCAGUUCCCCCUCCCCCAGCAGGUGAGGUGGAGUCCUUGUUCCCCUCCCCCAGAAGAUAUGUGGGGGAUCCCUGGCUUUUGGUUUCCCCCCUCCAAGCCUUUGUUUCUCCUUCUCCCAUGGCUCCCAUUCAGAGAGACAUCACGUCGGGAGCAGGGCUGCUCAGGAAAUGAGUGGAUAUCAGAACACAUCUGAAAAUUCGCUCUCUCAUUCCUUUCUAGGGUGACGUUCUGAUAAAUAGAGUCAACGUUGCUAGUUUUGGGGAAGACAGGGAAACCAUGCAGCCUUGGUUCUAUAUUGGUUCCACUGGCAGGCAGAGAGCUCAGCUGGACUGUCUGUCAUGAAGUUCACGUCAGAAUGUCCAUACAAACCAGGACAAGGCUGCACUCAGCUAGUAAGAAAAGUAUUGUUUCAGACGUCAGAGAAAGCUUCAGGGGCUCUUGGUGAACCCCGUUUCCUUGUUCUGCCCCUCUGUGUGGGGAGGGCUUUGUGCCUAGAGGUGGAGGAGGGGGGACUUCUUAGGUCUUAGAGCACCCCCUCCUCAAAACUGAGAAACCACUGAUCAUUUGAGCAGACCCUAAGUGUUGAGAGUUAGGGAAGGUAAUUCCCAAACUGUAUUGCUGAGUCCCAGCUUCCCUGAGCUUGUGUGGGGGAGGAUGGUGACUAAGGGGCCACUAAAGGACUGGUGCAGGUUCCAGGAGUGUCUCUGCUUUCCUGUGUGCUUGUUGCUGGAGUGGCAUUUGAAGCAUGCAGUGUCUUUGUGAUAAAUUCCCAGUCAAGUGCAAACAGGAGGAAUAAUAGGGCACACACCUCCCACCAGGUCCAGUGUCCUGAGUGUUGGGUGAGUCUGUAGAAUGCCUUGAAAUAGUUCAUCACACAUUUGACCUACAAGUAUGACUGACCCAGCAGUGCUCCUCAAGUGCCACUCGAUAUGGAGUCCAUCGGAAAGUAGGGUUUUACAGUGUCCUGAUGCCGAAUGAAUGUGUUGGCUACGCAUUGUGGUGUUCAUGACCCUGGGUGAGGGCUUUUUAACUGUGCUGUGUAACCUGGUCAGGGGCAAGUUAAAAGACCCUGGGAGUGCAGCGGUCAUUAGCUGCAUCUCAGGACUGUCCCAAGCUGCUCUUUUGUCCCUUUGAGUUGGUGGAGCCAGAUGCUGCUGACGUCAGUGAGCGGGUGUCUGGCCACUUCGUUCACGUCGUCUUCACUCACUGGAAAUCACCGAACACCUCUGAGACGCUGAGCAUCUGUCCUGAGUGCUGAACCUCGCAGCUCCUGUGCUUGCUGCAUCUGCCACACCACAGAACAUGCGCGUACUCAUCACAGGGACCUCUCUCCCCUCUGGGCAGCAGGAACCCCUCUAAGAAUGGAGAGAUAAGACACUUCAGGCCCCUACGACACAAGGCUGUGCUGGGACGCUCGUACCGCCCUGAUGGAUCGCAGCAGAGAGGCUGAGAUGGAGCUGAGGAGAGGACCCAGCCCACCCAGGGCUGGCAGGAGCCACGAAGUGGAUGGGGACAAGGCUGCCUGCCACAGCUGCUGCAUCUGUGGCAAGAGCUUUCCUUUCCAGAGCUCCCUGUCACAGCACAUGCGCAAGCACACGGGAGAGAAGCCCUACAAGUGUCCCUACUGUGAUCACAGGGCUUCCCAGAAGGGCAACCUCAAGAUUCAUAUCCGCAGCCACCGGACAGGAACUCUGAUUCAGGGGCACGAGCCAGAGGCGGGAGAGGCUCAGCUGGGUGAGAUGCGUGUCUCUGAGGGCCUGGAUGGGUGUGCCAGCCCUACUAAGAGCACCUCUGCCUGUAACCGCGUGCUGAACGGGGCCGUGCCGAUGGACGGCAGCAAGAUUCUGCUCAGGAGCAGCCGCAAGGAGGUGGAGGGUGCGGCCAGCGCCCAGGAAGACACUGAGGCCACGGUGCCGUGCUCCUUCUGUAAGAGCCGGUUCGAGCGCAAGAAGGACCUGGAGCUGCAUGUGCACCAGGCCCACAAGCCGUUCAAGUGCAGGCUGUGCAGCUAUGUCACCCUGCGGGAGGAGUCUCUGCUCAGCCACAUAGAGAGGGACCACAUCACCGCACAGGUGCCCAAUGGCAGCGAGGCCUGUGUGGAGAACGGCAAACCUGAGCUGAGCCCUGGGGAGUUUCCCUGCGAGGUGUGUGGCCAGGCCUUCAGCCAGACCUGGUUCCUGAAGGCACACAUGAAGAAACACCGGGGCUCCUUUGACCACGGCUGCCACAUCUGCGGCCGGAGAUUCAAAGAGCCUUGGUUCCUCAAGAACCAUAUGAAGGCGCAUGGACCCAAGGCAGGAAGCAAGAACAGACCCAAGAGUGAGCUGGAUCCCAUUGCCACCAUCAACAAUGUGGUGCAGGAGGAAGUCAUUGUCGCUGGCCUGUCCCUCUAUGAGGUCUGCACAAAGUGCGGGAACCUGUUUACAAACCUGGACAGCUUGAACGCCCAUAACGCCAUACACCGUAAAGUUGAAGCCAGCCGGAUUCGAGCCCCGGCUGAGGAGGGGGACUCAGAGGACCCCCUGGACACUAAGCAGUUCUUCUUACAGUGCCUGAAUCUGACACCAUAUGUGGCUGGUGAUGUGUCCCCCGGUGGGCAGGCUGGACGGCGGGUGGCUGAAUUGGACCCCGUCAACAGCUAUCAGGCCUGGCAGCUAGCUACCAGGGGUAAGGUGGCUGAGCCGGCCGAGUACCUCAAGUACGGGACCUGGGACGAGGCGCUGGCAGGGGAUGUAGCCUUUGACAAAGACAAGCGUGAGUAUAUACUGGUGAGCCAGGAAAAACGCAAGCGUGAACAGGAUGCUCCGGCUACCCAAGCUCCCCCGAGGAAGAGGGCCAGUGUACCUGGGGACCCCAUGCUUUCUGGCCACCUUGAUCCCCGGCCAACCUCACGCCCCAACCGCAGGGCCUCGGCCACCACUGGCCAGGGCAAGUCCUCUGAGUGCUUCGAGUGCGGCAAGAUCUUCCGCACCUACCACCAGAUGGUGCUCCACUCCCGCGUGCACCGCCGUGCACGCCGUGACAGGGAUCCUGAAGGGGACAGAGCAGCGCGUGCCCGUUGCGGUUCACUCAGCGAGGGUGACUCGGCUUCCCAGCCAAGCAGCCCUGGCUCAGCCUGCGCCAUUGCUGACUCCCCUGGCCUGGCUGAGGAAGUGGUGGAUGACAGUGGUGAAGAGGCUGUGCCUGAACCCGCAUCAGGGGGCCAGCCUCGCCACUGCUGCUCUUCUGGAGAGGUGACACCCACAGCACUCUCCAACGGAGACCAGAAUCACAAGCUUGGAAAUAACCUGCCAGAGAAAGACAUCAGCGAGCCCAAGGUGGGGAGCGCCAUGCCGUCUGUGUCCAUACUUGAAAACAGCAGCAGAGAGACCACCAAGGGUCCCGAGCAGCAUAGAUACUCUCUCGACCUAAAGAUGCCAGCAUUUCACCCCAAGCAGGAGGUGCCCAGCACUACUGACCGGGUAGACUUCCCUGCGAGCAUGGAGAUAACUAGCCUGCAGCACACCUUGGACAGCCAGGCCGGGCAUUCUAAAGAAAAGCUGUCCGAUUUGCACAAGGAGCACUGCGGGGUAGGAAAGCGGGCAUCCGCCCCGGACCUGGUCCCUCUGGACUUGAGCAUGAGGUCGAGCAGGGAUGAGCCCAGCGGUAAAGAAGCGUGCUCCCUGCAGGCGGCCCUGGUCAUUCACCCGUGUCCUUACUGUACCCACAAGACCUACUACCCCGAGGUCCUGUGGAUGCACAAGCGCAUUUGGCACAGGGUCAGCUGCAGCUCUGUCGCACCUCCUUGGACUCAGCCCAGUGGCCACAAGAGCAUUCGCAGCAACCUGGUUUUCCUCACUCGCAGUGGGCGCACAGGCCCUCCGCCUGCUCUUGGGGGCAAAGAGUGCCAGCCCCUGCUUCUUUCUCGCUUUGCCCGCACCCAGGUGCCAGGUGGGGCACCAGGAUCAAAGGGCAGCUCCUCUCCCCUCGGGGUGACCACAAAAGCCGCUAGCAUGCCUAAGAAUAAGGAGAGCCAUUCCGGGGGCCCCUGUGCUCUGUGGGCCUCUGGCCCCGAUGGAUAUCGACAGACCAGAGCUGGACAUGGCCAGGAGCCUCCCAGCGCUGCAGUGCAGGGGCCCCUGGCCAAACCCAAACAGGAGGGCAGCUCCAGGUUGGCACCUUCCCCGGGCAGUGGGAGCCUCAGCAGAAGUACCACCCCCACACCCUCAGUGAUAACCCGUGUUGGUGCCCAGCCCUCGGCCAAUAGCAAACCAGUGGAGAAACUCGGGGGCCCAGCAGUGGGGACUGGCUUUACCCCUCCGAAUAAGCACAGUGCCCCAGACUCUCUGAAAGCCAAAUUCAGUCCUCAGCCUCAGGGUCAGCCUCCAUUGAAAGGUGAAGGAGGCUCUCCUCUACCUCCCCGAGAACCCUCUGUGAAGGCGGCCCAGGAGCUGAGAACACUAGCCACCUGCGCAGCGGGGUCCAGAGGGGAGGCGGCCUUGCAAGCCCCACCUGGUGCGCCUCCCACCUUAAACUCCGCCAAGCAGGAGCCGGCAGCUGAGGGGCAGGAGAAGCGCUUGGAUAUCCUCAGUAUCUUUAAGACGUACAUUCCAAAGGACUUCGCCACCCUCUACCAGGGCUGGGGUGUCAGCAGCCCUGGGCCCGAGCACAGAGGGACAUCACUAACAGGGACACCACGGACACAGGCCCACCAGGGAGACUUUGUCUGUGUGGAGUGCGGCAAGAGUUUCCAUCAGCCCAGCCAACUCAGGGCCCACCUUCGGGCACACACAGUGGUGUUUGAGUGUGACGGUCCACGAGAUUCUGAAGUUCACACAGCCUCCACGGAUGCCCCUAAACAAGGGAGAGACCAUACUACCCCAGGGACUGUGCCAGCAGGGCCCCUCCGAAAGGGGAUCUAGAGACACACCUCCAGCGCCCGGCCCCGUGACAGUGUUGACUGUGGCCUCACGGGCGGCUGGAAGGCUCCAGCAGUGACCAUGGCCGCUUUGGGGAAGAAGAUCCAGGGCCUCCUGACCUGAUACGUCAGACUCGGGGGCCAUUGCGGUAGAGCAGACCCAGGGACAGCAAAGAUGCUAUGCCUAGAAUUCCGUGUAGCUCUUUCACACACAUGUAUGUGCUCAUCACCCAUGGCCUGUGUCUCCUCGGGAUAAGCAGUGGCAUUGGCAGGCACAGUGGGAGCUCAAGGAGUCUGGAUUACUCAAGACAGGCAUGAGACACUGGAAAAAAGAUACUGGUGUGUUUGGAAGAAGUGGACAGCACUGUGGGGAGGUCCAGUGCGUAGGACAGAGAUGAUGCUGUCAGGAUGUGGGGAGCGGAGGGGGCUGCACUACCGCCUCUCCCCGCCGCCUCAGUGGGGACUUAAAGUAGAAGGUGAGACAGAGGGGUGUUCAGGUGGUGUUCGAGUGCUGUGGAGAGGAGCUUGGUGAGGCAGGGCAAUGAGAUAGCUCCUCACGGUUGGAGUCUGGCCUUGACCCUCUGAGCUGCUUAUGCCCCGCCAUGCUGCGUCCUCACCGUCCGGGCUGCGUCUGGCUCAGGAAACACUGCAGAGGUGGGAACACAUAUAAAUCUGCUUUGGGAAAGAAACAUUAGUUGAACACUAAGAGGAGCAGGUGUCUUUUUUAUUCUCAGGACCUUUUUUGUAACAGGGCUACAUUCUGCAAACUGCUCACGGAAGGCGACUCCAUGUCUUAACAGAGUACCGCUGAGUCCUCCCAAUUUGGGCCUGUUUUGGUGAUGUCAGAGGAACCCUUGAGCAGAUUGGGGGCCCUAGACCCUUAGGGUGCUAGUGCUCUGGAGCCUUCUCUCUCCUCCUCCCACCCCCUUUCCCCUGCACCACCCCAGCAAAUAGAUGUCUUUCCCCGUUGGGCCUGGUGAGCACCACCGGAUGAGUGACUUUGUUCACAGAUUAAUGGGGGUCGCCAGGCCUGAGGGUGAAGACGGCUUUAUAUACCUCUUCCUUAGUCACGCAAGUUCACGUUUCUGCGGUGGGGUGAAGGCCCGAGCAGAGGCUGCGAACCCACGCGACGUGCGCAGUCGGAACUGUAUUCCGCAGGUAGCAGCGAUUCCUUUCCCCGUUGCUGUGACACUGUGUGUGAUGGCGAUACUUCUGCAAGUUCCAGAUGUUUGCACAUAUGAUUUUAUGCAUUAUCACGAAUUACCGCUGCCUUGAAUGAAAACGUUCUGUGAAAUUUUUUGCAAAAGCUUUACUAGUUUUUUUUUAUUGUGAAAUUUUGUAAAGGCAGGAAAUGGAUUAAGACGAGCAUGCUAAAUAUAUUUUUCAAAAAAAAAAGCAAUAAUUUUACAUGUACAGAAAUUAUCCUAACCUUUAAUACUGGUGAGAGCGACAGUUUACUUAACCCGGUAAUGGAUCAGCGCGGUUUUUGUAGGAAAUGGGCUUCUGAUACAAAGACUUGUUUAAACACACAUGUAUACACGAACCCUGGCGCGUGGUUCUCUGUUCUAAUGAUCUGUUGGAUUGUUAUUAUUAUUAUUAUAUUAUUAUUAUUAUUAUUGUUGUUGUUAUUGUUAGUUAAUGUUUGAUUCCAGGUUCUAUUUGUUACUGUUUUAAUUACUUGACCGUUCAGGUGACUGCUGCACUUGCAAGCAAUGCAAUGUUAACUGGCUAGCAGAUAUAUAUAUAUAUAUACAUAUAUAUAUACACACAUAUAUACAUAUAUAUAUAUAUAUGUGUGUGUGUGUGUGUGUAUAUAAUUUUUUUUACUUACUUUUCCUGAUACUCCUACAGCAGGUUUGUAUGAGAGCGGCUUGCCGUGUCGGAGCGCUUGGGAAUAGCCAUCAUUCUGAGGCGUUACUUGGAGCAGGAGCAGGUCGUAGAGAUACAUUCCUCUCUCCGCCUGAGGCAGCGUAGUACCUUUCUGUUGACGGCGUUUGUUCUUUUUGCUAGGUUCCCCAUCAUUUCUGCGCUCUCUGGCUUUUUGUUCCCUUGGCUGAGAGUGAAGGUGAGAGUUAGGAAUGUCAGAGCCUGUGAUUCGGCCCAUCUAUUUCUGUGUUUUAGUUAUUAAACAGUUCUGUACACAAAGGGACACGAAGGUGUCGUCUGUGUUUUUCCUGUGUCUGAGGCUGCACUUGGCAUUGAGAACUGGAAGGUCUGUCUGUCCCAUGAGUCUCCUUCCCAGGGUCUGGCGGGGAAAGACGGGUGCCUGAGGUCCGUCUGCCUGCCUGGAGAGCAGCCAGUCUCAGGAUGACCUGCCCCUCCAAGCACAGAGAGGCACAAUUUUCCUGUAGCCACAAGGCCAUGAGGUCCCCAGCGCUCACUCCUGGGACCAGCUGUGUGCUGGCCUGCUGCAUGGUCUCUCUGUCCCGCUGGCCAUCAGUAUUGGACUGGUUUGUUAAUUUGUCUAUGUCAGCUCAACAAUAGUAUUUAAUAUGAUUUGUGUUUCCUUAUUUAUUUAGCCAAUCUGUUUUGCUUUGCCCCUCCUCCUGUGGUGAUUUCCACAUCUCUGACUGUUACGGACCUCCUACCUACCUCUCUGCAUCUUCUGUCUCCUUGUUUCCUGACGGGGUUUUUACAGUGUUGCGUCUAAUGUAACUUAGACAAUAAAGGGUUUGGUUGUCUACACUGCAGCCGCUCACUCUGUGUGUCCCCUGCCCUCUCCAGCUGCCCUCUUCUGACUCCUGCCUCGCUCUCUGGCUCACACCAGCCCAGCCCCCACCAUCCCCUGCUUCACUGUGUGACGUGUCUUCUCUUACGCUUUUCCUCCUUUCAAGUACACAUUACACAGAGUUUCUCAAAUACUUCAGGUGAUUCACUCAUUCUUAAUUCCCAGAAUGAAGGUUUAACUUCACGAACAAUAAAUACAUUGUGGACUCUUCUCCUCUGGGGAGUUGCUCACUGCUCCUUUCCACACUUCUGCUGGUUCUUGAAGUCUAUGCAGUCUUAGGUGGAGACAGUUUAGCCUCUCCCGCGUAGUACAAUUUCCAAGUCAAGUGGACUUUGCCUUUUUGGUUCUAAAAAGUAUUAGAUAUUUUAAAAAGUUUCUCCAAUAUUUGCUUAUUUAUUUUUUUAAGUCCAGGAAGACACUGGUUUCUGGAAGUAAGGUGUUCCAGGCGGCACAAGGCAACUCUUUCAACGUAAAAGAGCUCUGCUGUCCCAGCGGGCUGUAGGGAUGCCCCUUCCCCUUGGCUGCUGUGUGCACACCACGGCUUCUCUGCAGCUGGGACUGGAGUCGCUCUCCAUUUAUGCUCCACAGGUGACCAGUUCCACCGUGGGCAUCACAGGGCUGGCAGCAGUGACCUUUUCACCUCCUGGGAACCAGUCGAGUUGACACCUGUCUGGGUGGAUGAGGGUGUCUUCCAGGUCAAACAGUGCCUGCAGUCCCCCAGGAAGGACCUGUAAGAUGAGACACCUGCCUGUCAGCACCCGAAGAACGAGUUUUGUUGUUUUAAUGCUUAUAAAUCAGGCAACUUCAAAUUGCAACUUUUGUUCACUGAAAAAAAAAAAAACCAAGCAUGCCCCACAGACAAGGUUUUCCGGUUACACGUUUUUGACACUAAUGAUUAACACACACUGCAGAGCCCUGGGACAUGCCUGAGUGACGUGGCCGCCAAGCAACAUGUCCCUUUUUCACCGACUCCACUAAGCAUUCGUUGAGGUGGGAAGAUGCAGAAGCCCAUAGAGUUUGUAUUUCUUUUUAAAAACACAAUUUAUAAUGCUAUAUUUUGUACUCUUUAUAUUAGAAUUUGUAACUAGAUUGAUGUAUUUAACUAUUUCUGAGAAAAAUAAUUCAAUGUUACAGCUGUGUGAUUAAAAAGUAUUUAGAUAAAACAUAUUCACUCUAUUGGAAUUUGAAAUAAAUAAAAACAUCUUGGAGUUGUAA